This is a messenger RNA of Micropterus salmoides (largemouth bass), 2939 nucleotides long. RefSeq names its product diencephalon/mesencephalon homeobox protein 1-B-like. The transcript is spliced from 5 exons. Bases 203 to 1393 code for a protein of 396 amino acids. Gene Ontology annotation, molecular function: DNA-binding transcription factor activity, RNA polymerase II-specific; RNA polymerase II transcription regulatory region sequence-specific DNA binding. Gene Ontology annotation, biological process: regulation of transcription by RNA polymerase II. The record is from RefSeq and is a predicted model, not a curated record. NCBI's taxonomy places the organism in Eukaryota, Metazoa, Chordata, Actinopteri, Centrarchiformes, Centrarchidae.
AGAGCGGCGAGCCGGAGGACGGAGCGGAGCGACCGGGACCUUCUCAGGAUGUCACAAGUGAAUGAAAAUAACUAAUGAAAUGAAAACAUGAACAACCGCCUGCGGAUUUUAGAGAAGGAGAUCUGAAAGGAAAAUAUUCGGGCUGCUUAGUGGAGAUAUUUCACUUCAGAUACGCAGAGAGAAGAGAGACUGCUCGCCGGCCAUGCAGCACUACGGGGUGAACGGCUACUCUCUGCACGCCAUGAAUUCACUGAGCGCCAUGUACAACCUUCACCAGCAGGCGGCGCAACAGGCCCAGCACGCACCUGACUACAGGCCCUCCGUGCAUGCCCUCACUCUGGCAGAGAGACUGGCUGACAUUAUCCUAGAGGCCCGGUAUGGCUCCCAGCACCGAAAGCAGCGGCGCAGUCGGACAGCCUUCACCGCCCAGCAGCUGGAGGCCCUGGAGAAAACUUUCCAGAAGACCCACUACCCUGAUGUGGUGAUGCGUGAACGUCUGGCCAUGUGCACCAACCUGCCUGAGGCACGCGUUCAGGUCUGGUUCAAGAAUCGCCGGGCCAAGUUUCGCAAGAAGCAACGCAGCCUGCAGAAGGAGCAGCUCCAGAAACAGAAAGAGGUGUCCGGAGCUGCAGAGGGCUCCACAGAGGACUCCAAGACGGACCUCAACAGCAACACCAACACCCUGGUUCCUGAGGCUCGCACCCCUCCCCCUCCCUCCUCCUCUUCGUCCUGUCACUCAGAGACAGAGAGGCUGGCAGCCGCACAGCCCCAGCCUGGAGAGAUGAGCGUGGAAGUCAACGUCACCUCCCCCGAGCCAUCGGACAGCGAGUCAGCAGCAGAAGAUAAUGCUGACAGAGAGGAGGAUGAAAUGAGAGGGGAGGCAAGGGGGAAGCUGAGGGAGGAAACGCAGGGGGAGGGGGGAGUACAACAGGCGAGCAGCUCCCCAUCCUGCAAACGGCUGAGCCCCACAUCAGACUCUCCUCUGUGCUCCCCCAACUUGCCAUCCUCCAGCAGCACGACCAGCGGUUUGGCGCAAAGCAACUCCUACGCUUCGUCUCCUCUCAGCCUCUUCCGGCUGCAGGAGCAGUUUCGGCAGCACAUGGCCGCCACCAACAACCUAGUGCACUACCCGUCCUUUGACAUGAGCACACCAUCCUCUCUGCCCUAUCUGGGCAUGAACGUCAACAUGCCGUCCCCGCUGGGUUCGCUGCCCUGCCAGUCGUACUACCAGACCCUGUCUCAGGCCCAGCAGGUAUGGAACAGCCCGCUGCUGCAGGCGCCACCGGGCAGCCUCCCUGCAAGCCUCAACAGCAAGACCACCAGCAUUGAGAACCUCCGUCUGAGAGCCAAGCAACAUGCAGCCUCGCUGGGACUGGACACACUCCCCAACUGAGGCUACUCAGUCUACGUGUUUGCCCUCUAGUCAGGGCCAUACCUGAAUUAUGGGCCCUGUCCACAGGAGGUGACUCUGGGCCCCCCUUCACGUUCCUCUUGACCUCUUACCGCUGUCAGCCAUUAUCUGUAUCCAGGAAGCUCAAACACAUCUCCAAAACCUCAUUAGAAAUACCCCAGAUUUUGGCCGCUACCAUUAUUUCAGUCCUCUCUUCAAAAUCUGUCAAAACUUCAAAUUUGUGCUUGUUUCAUGUCAUUUAACUGAGCAACUGGUGAGAAUAUUUGCAGUUUUCUAGAUUUCAAACCCAAUUUCAAAACCAAAGCAGUAUGACAAACAGUAGAAAUAACAUAUUUUUAGGCACACAUGAUGACCACAAAAAGCAGGAACUUUAGGCGCCUUUCCUCAGUUUAGGUCCUCUGGUUGUCGACCUCUUCACCUGUCGUCACAUGACCAUGCAGCUCACUGCUGGGAGCACACCAGAACAUGAAGAACAUCUUUUAGACUGAAUAGAAAACAAGAUUAUAAAAAAGCCCACCUGGACUGCACUUGUGACUGAACAGUACUUUUUGCCUGUGGAUUUCUGCUUGACUCCUGGUCAACAACACAAGCCAACUCUACUAAUGCUGGCUGCUCACUGUGAUUUCAGCCUCCUCCGUGAAGUCGGGGCAGGAAGUCUUGAACUGCAGAGCUGUCUGUCUCAUCCCAGGACAGAUCUAAGAUAUUAAAAUAUUCUAUAAAAUCAACCACUGAACGUGAACUAUGCAUGCAUGCACCCUUCUGAAGCAUGGCUUACAGCAAGACACAGAAUGAAGUCACAUCAGAUCUGAUAUCUGAAGCAAAGCUCAGAUCACUCAAUAUAAUCCGCAAGCCAACUGUAUUUGGUGUACAGUAGAUAACAAAUGACUCUCCUUGUUUAAAGUUACAGCACUCAGCUCAGCGUGCAAGAAUCCAUUGAGCGUUGUAAAUAUCCCUGGGUUCGCCCCCAUCUGCCUGGCUAAAGAGAAACUCCAUGUCUCCUUUUGUAUGAAGGAUUUGAGAGGAAACGUUCAGUUUAUUUUUCACUUGUGGCUUUAAGCAAAGGACCUAAUGAUAAGGGGAGAAUCUGUUGAGGCACAGUGACAAAUAAAUAUGAACCCAGCUGAUAUAUAUUUUGUUCACUUGGUUACCGGAGUGAACUCUUUUUCUGAGCUUCAGCAAAAAGAUGCACAAGCCCAUUCAUUAUGUAUUAUAUCACUGUAGAUUCAAGACAUGUAUUUCUUAAUUGUUUAAAAUGUGAGUAAUUUAUCUGUUUAAUGCAAGGGAAUAAAUCACACAAAUAAGAAUGACUCAUGUACUCAGUGUUGUUGGUUUGAAUAUGAAAAUAUUUGCUUGCACUGACUCCCACUGCCUCAUUUUGACAUUUUCCAGAGGAAAGGAAGGAUCUUUAAUCUAAAAUAAAUCACUCAAGAAAUCAUCCCUGAAAAACAAAACCUGUAACUAAAAACACAAGAAAAGAACAAACAUGACGCAACCUUUCUUGUAUGAAAUUAGAUAUGUGGGGUUGAAU